UCUUCUGCCGUGUUUGGUAAAAACGGGAUCUUGAUGUGUUGCAGUUUCACACCGGCCGAUUUUCUUCCCCCUUCGUCUGUAGUCCGGAUUAGAUGAAAGUGGAUGUGUAGGGUGUUAAUGAUGGACGCUUUUCCUUCUGCUUUGUCCACACCCCUCAUGCACAGAUAACAGUGGCUAGAGGCGCCGCGCUAAGUGACAUUACUUCACUGCUGUGUUGGAUUUAGAACAGGAGAACGGUAGACUUCGGGCUGGAAAACUCGUCUGGAACAUUUUCGGUUUGUCUGCGGAUUUUAGAAACCUCGGAUUUGGGAUCAUCUCGAUCGAGAGUGACGCCGGCGGCAAGCAUGGAGCCCCUCCAGAGCAGUGUCCACCAUGUCCCUCUCUGCACGGCCUACGCGCCGGGUCCUUGCCAGGUCUAUCACUAGGAGCCAGUCCUUUGCUGGAGUCAACUCCCACGACAAGCCCUACAGGAGCCUCUCUGUGUUUCGCACCCCAUCAACUGUGAGGAAGACUCCAUCUAGAGCAAGUAGGAUGUUUACCCUCUCUGCUAAGUCGCCACCUCCAAAGGUGCCUCAGCCUGAGAGACUUGAUGAGGUCUAUGAGGCCCUGAAAAGAGGACUCCAAUCUUACCUGCAUGUUCGUCAGAUGGAGCUGGACAGUCUAAACCAUCAGAUUAAGGAAUCUAAAAGGAACUCGCGCCUGGGAUUUCUUUAUGAACUGGACAAGCAAGUCAAGGUGAUUGAGAGGUUCAUGAGAAGGCUGGAGUUCCACCUCAGCAAGAUUGAGGAGUUGUAUGAAGCAUAUUGUAUGCAGCGAAGACUGCGGGAUGGGGCUGAUAAGAUGGUGAAAGCAUACACAGCUUCUCCAGGCAGCCGAGAGGCCAGAGAGAGCCUGUCGGAGGCCAACAAAGGAUUCAAAGAAUACACAGAGAACAUGUGCAUGCUGGAGAGUGAAUUAGAAAGCCAGCUUGGGGAGUUUCAUAUCAGAAUGAAAGGUUUGGCUGGCUUUGCACGCCUGUGUGCCGGGGACCAGUAUGAGAUCUUUAUGAAAUAUGGCCGUCAGCGCUGGAAGCUACGGGGUCGAAUUGAGAUCAACGGAAAGCAAGUGUGGGACAGCGAGGAGAUGGUCUUCCUCCCCCUCAUCACUGAGUUUCUUUCAAUAAAGGUUACAGAGCUAAAGAGUCUGGCAAAUCAUGUUGUGGUGGGGAAUGUCUCGUGUGAGACCAAAGACCUAUUUUCUGCCCUGUCUCAGACCGUAGCUGUGGACAUUAAUGAUCUAGGAACCAUCAAACUCAGUCUGGAGGUCACCUGGAAUCCAUUUGACAAAGAUGAUCAGAACUCCACAGCCAGCACAGUAAACAAAGCUCCUACAGUUAACAAGCGAUUCUCCACGUAUAACCAGAGUCCUCCAGAUACGCCAUCUCUGCGUGAACAAGCCUUUUAUUCCGUCCCACGGAGUCUGCAUUCCAAGCAGUGUUGGUCUCUCCUGGAUGUGUUCCGGGAUGCACUGGCCGAAAAACUGUCUCAGAACCAUAGCUGUGGCGAUGUCUCCUCCGUUGGCUUCAACCUGUCUCGGUCCCAGAGUCAUAACAUGCUGAGACGGCAAGAGGAGCUGGAGAAUGGCACAGCGUGGUCAAACUCAUCCGAAUCGUCGGACGAUUCCUCAAGCCCACAGCUAUCCCUGGGUCUCAGACAUGCUCACAAAAACCUGGUGGUGCAGCCUGAGGUGCAAGCAGCUGCUCCCACUAUCGACAUCUCCUUCACCCCCCGCCAAUCAGCCACCUCCACACCCACUCGCCUGGCUGAUCAGACAGAAGAGGAUGAGGAGGAGGAGGAACAAGGGCAGGAGGAGGACAAGCCACGAGCGACUACAAUCAUGGUCACUACUGAAGCCACAGACAAACAGGCAGUUCCCAAUGGUCAUACCCGCUACUUACGGUCCCUAAGCCACAUCAGCGAGAGCAGCGUGGAUGCCGCCUUGACCGAGAGGCAUGUUGGAGAAUCAUUAGAGCCCAGUGUAUUUACUGAUGUACCUCAGCAGGUGGAGCCAGGCACGGACAUUCCCAAGCCCCAAGGUGGUGCCCUGACUGUUGACCCAUCCACACUGGUUUUAUCCAGCAGCGAUACAUCAUCCACUGCAGAACAAACCAUUACUGACACACAUACUGAGGAGGAUUCUAUCAGUUCUUCAACUGAGACAGAGGCACAGCAAAGUGACGCUAUGGAAUCAAGUACUCUAACAGUGGUCCAGGACACGCAACAGCUUCCCCAGGCUGAUAAAACUGUUGUAGAGGUGGACAUGUUGCCGGAGAACAGGGCCAGGACAGAAAAAACAGAGACAAAGGACAGUGGUAUAAAUGAGGCUCUUGGUGCUGUGCUGUCCUCUCUGGAUGACUACAGGGGUCAGUUUCCAGAGCUGCAGGUGCUGGAGCAAGAGCUUCGGCUGUUGGAGGAGGCUCUCACUGGCUGGAGUCGAAGCCGCUCCUCCAGUGUGAGUCUGACGGUGGAGAUUGCUCUUGAAAGCUUUGACUUCCUGAACACGUCAGAUCUCGAGGAAGAGGAGGUGGAAGAUGGAGUGAAACCAAGUGUGACAGACGGUACUGAUCCAGUAUUGGUGGGGGUUGUGAAAGGUGAAAAGGAUUGUGUGGUGCAUUGUUGGGAUGCUCCCUCUGUUCCUCUCAGCACCGGUUGCCAGAUCCUGGAUAACACUUUGUUAAUCCAUCUUCAGAACUGCACCUCCCAGCUGCUGAGGCUGGGUACAUUUGGACCACUGCGCUGUGGGGAAAUGUAUGCACUUGACAGGCUGCUUCGUGAGGCACGAGUCAUUGAGCUUAUUCGACAGGCUAUCAAGAACAAACCGGGCAGUGCCAGCCUACCUGAUGAAGUGGUGCCACAACUGGAGCAGUGCCAGGGGGCUGUGUCGCUCUGGAAGCAGUGUAUGGAUGGUUGUAAUGUGUUCAGCACCUCAAAUGAGGAUUUUCUACACAAACUAAGCAUCAACUACACAGAAAAACUACCGAAGAGAGCAGCCGGCUUUGCAGACACAGUGUUUUCACAUUUAGUGGAGAGGAUUUUGGAGAGAAAAUUGCCCAGACGAGGUGGAAGCACAGCCAAAGAGACUCUUACAAUCUUUCAGUUCUGGUGCUACCUAGAGGCUGAGGGUGUGAGUGAACUAGACACGCAUGUUACAGAGCUGGCUGAAGAAGUGUGGUUGGUGCAGUGUCUGCAGUCAGAAGAUCAGGAGGUGUUGCUGAGGACCCUAAAGAAGCCCCCAGAGUGCAGUCUAAAGCGAGAGGGCCUGCGGGCAGUCAGUCUGCUUCUCAGGGACACGCGGGGAAAAGUAUGCAGCUCCGCCAGCUCUCUGUUACGUAACCUUGCAGACCAGCCACGCCACAGAGAGAGGGCAUUGGUCAGCUGUCUGGAGCUGCUGGAAGAUGAGAGUGUUGAGACCCGAGUGUGUGGAUGUAAAGCACUUGCAUGUCUAAAGGCCAAAGAAAGCAUUGAGCAGUUAGUGUAUCUAUGCCGCACAGACAAGGAGGAUGUACGAGACUCUGCCAAACAAGCUCUGCUAGUGCUCGGUGAUGAGGGGAAGAUGGCCUAUCGGCACGUUGAGCAGGAUGGAGUUGCGCGGCUUUUUGCACCUGGUAGCAUGGCUAGCACUGCCUUCUAAUGUCCAUCAUCUGGGGAUAACCUCUAAAAAUUCUCAAUCAGUCUGUCCUGUGUACUUAGUUCUGAUCAUGCCAACAGAGGCUUCAUAAUGAAAAAUGCACCAUACACUGCUGGUGUAAAUACAGACUCAUUGCUCUCUUACGCAGAGUGUCUACAGUUCGUCUACAAUUUAUCCAAUAACUGGACUGUCUAAAUCUGUACACUACUACAAGUAAUCUUUAGAUUAUCUGGGCUUCUGGUAAACAAUACUGUGGAAAGGAGACAUUGAUCAUACAGGCUGGGAUGGGCUACAACUUUUUUGCUGCCUUAUGACUUGGCCCAAUGUUUUUUUUGUUUGUGAUUUACUAAGCUGGAUUCUUGAGCAUUAUUGUGCUUUAUGCACUAGUGGGGGAUGAAAAGUGUUGAAAUGACUACCCCUUUCACACAAUCCCAGGCAAUUAUCGUGUUACCUUAAACUUUGCUUCUUUCACACAUGCAGGUUUUACAUGGUAAUUUCCCCGGUUGCACCCACUCACACAUGACAGACCUGUUACAAACAAUGUAUCUUAUAACGAACGCCAUAUACUGCAAAUUUGGUUUUGUUUACAUUUCAAUCCAUUUGGUUUGUAAAUAGCCUUUUCUCUAACCAAUCUUUUUUGAGUUAUUUAUGUUAUUUGAUUCUAGUAAAUAGUUCUUAAGUACUGGACCAAGGAAUACACCAUAGACACUCCAACUAUUAUGAAACAACACACAUACAUUCAUGAUUACCCACAUCUAGGGUCAAUUUAAAGCUUGCCAAACCUGACAUACAAAAUACAAAAAAUAAUGAAGCUGUGAUUUAACAAACUUAGUGAUGCACCACCAUGCCACCUCACUAAAAUUUCAAUUUUAAUUUAAGAUAAUAACAGUUCCUUUGAAAUUUGCAUUGUGCCCAGGGAAAUUGACUUUUCAUGCUUACUUCUAAAGACACUUUAGAAGACAUUUUUUCUGUUUUAUCAAAACUAAUCUGGUAUAAAUCAAGUUAUAGCCUCUGUGUAUUUGCAUUCUAGCCUAGUGGUAGGAUUAGUAGAUCAUACAUAUCCUGUAGUCUUAGAUUUUUAAUCACUGGCCUCAGUGGACAUCUGCAUUUUAUCAAAUAAUGUAGCAGCUCUGGUUCAUACAUGAAACAAUCUGGUACCUACUUGGCAAUUGUAUUAGGUCUCAACCCGGUAAAUUGCUGUAACAGUCCUCCCAAUUUUAGUUCUGGGAGUGUUCAGACUGGUAACUUACUAAGAAUGUGUGAAAGGGGUUUAACAGAUGAGUACACUUUUAACCUGCUGAACUGUUGUCAAAGCUUUUUUAUCUACAGAAUUCCAGUGUUACUAUCUGGUAAAUGUCGGUGGAUAAUAGCAAAGUUUAGAAGGUUGAGAGAGCAAGAAUGCUUAAAGUGUGUUUAAAAGUAAGUAUAAGUGUGCCAUCUUUCCAUGCUUUUACUAUGUCUGCUUUAGGGAUACAGUACACACAACCUGUGUAUGUUGUAAUGUUAAAAGCAAACAUUCACAAACUGCUUUCAGUGGUAAUCAAGCCUUAACUGUGCACUUCCUGUUUAUGAUUCAAGCAAUCUAAGGAGGAUACCUGCUGUAACAGUGGUGGAUAUGGUUUUACACACAUACAGAUAUCACUAUAGCAACUGUUAAAAAAUAUAGACUUUAAUGGAUUCUGCUUUACUGUUUGUAUAGACAGCUUGUUUAUGCAUGUUGUCUGUUGACUGGCACCAGUGCAGAUGGACAAUUGAUGCAGAGCAUUUCUCCAGUGCUGCAUAGACUCACAGGUUCAGUUCUGGAACUUCAAAAAACAAUUUUAUUUUAAACAACUUUCAGUUUUUUGAAGAAGAGAGAGAAAGCCUCCUAGAUGUACAAGUGCCUCAAAUGACUGAGGAGUAAGUGUGGUAACCUUUAUUUAAAAUAAAAAAUAGCGGUUUCAAAUGAUACUGCAGUACAGAUUUAAGUAUAUUUUCCUUAUACAUAUUGUGCAACAUUAAGGAAGUGAUUUAUUGUUUUUUUAAUAAGAAAUUUUUAUUUGACAGAAAUCUUGACUAGAACUUUAAAAACGAUUAAAAACACUAA
Messenger RNA from Trichomycterus rosablanca, 5752 nucleotides. RefSeq names its product RHO family interacting cell polarization regulator 1 (gene ripor1). The record is from RefSeq and is a predicted model, not a curated record. The transcript is spliced from 23 exons. Lineage: Eukaryota; Metazoa; Chordata; Actinopteri; Siluriformes; Trichomycteridae. Bases 373 to 3669 code for a protein of 1098 amino acids.